Messenger RNA from Camellia sinensis, 2679 nucleotides. RefSeq lists its product as uncharacterized. The record is from RefSeq and is a predicted model, not a curated record. NCBI's taxonomy places the organism in Eukaryota, Viridiplantae, Streptophyta, Magnoliopsida, Ericales, Theaceae.
AUGGUGAAUGAAUUUCACCAAAAUGGUAAGCUAGCGAGAGGGGUUAAUAGCUCUUUCAUAGUUCUUAUUCCUAAGAAGGUUAAUCCCAUAGGCUUGGGGGAUUAUAGACCUAUCAGUUUGGUGAGCUCAGUCUAUAAAAUUUUGGCAAAAGUGCUCUCAAGGAGGCUUAAGCGAGUGUUGCCAGCAGUGAUCAACGAGGUUCAGUCCGCCUUCGUGUGUGGGAGGCAAAUCCUAGAUGGUGUGCUAAUAGCUAAUGAAGUUGUAGAUGCUUGGAAAAGAUCGAAGAAGAAAGGCAUUAUCCUAAAAUUGGACUUUGAAAAAGCUUAUGACUCACUCAAUUGGGAGUUUCUGUGGUCGAUGAUGAAUAAUCUGGGUUUCGGAGAGAAAUGGAUAGUUUGGAUGAGGAGUUGGAUUGCUACAGCCAGGGUUUCAGUGUUGGUUAAUGGCUCUCCUACAGAGGAAUUCCAGCCUCAGAAGGGGCUAAGGCAGGGCGACCCCCUAUCACCUUUUUUGUUUAUAAUUGCAGCGGAAGCUCUUAACCUCUUACUAGCAAGGGCGGUAGAGAAGGGCUUGUUUAGAGGAGCCUCUGUGGGAGGUAAUGAUUUGCGUAUUUCUCACCUCCAGUUUGCAGAUGAUACUAUAGUGUUUUGUGAAGGUGAUCACGAGGAGGUGCUUAAUAUUAAGAGGGUGUUGAGGUGUUUUGAAGUGAUGUCUGGAUUAAAAAUAAAUUAUCACAAAAGCGCUAUAUGCGGUGUGGGCUUCCAAGAAGAUGAAAUGUUGGGUUUAGCUCUAAGAUUGAAUUGCCAAUUGAAGAACUUACCUUUCAACUUUUUAGGUUUGCCUCUAGGGGCUAACCCAAAGAGGAAGUGCACUUGGAACCCAAUACUGGAAAAGGUGAGCAAGAGGUUGUCAUCUUGGAAGAGUAAGCUGCUGUCUUUUGCUGGGCGUUUGACUUUAAUUAAAUCAGUCCUUUCCAAUUUGCCUACUUACUUUCUUUCUAUUUUCAAGAUGCCUAAGGGGGUUGCUAAGGCAUUGGCAAAAAUUCAAUCAAAUUUCUUGUGGGGAAGAGCAAAGGAUGGGAGGUGUGUACACUUGGUUAAUUGGGGUGAGGUAACUAAGAAUAAAAGUCAAGGGGGCUUGGGUGUGAGAGAUUUGGGUGAGGUGAACGAUUGUUUGUUGUUAAAAUGGUGGUGGAGAUUUGGGUCAGAGGAUAAAACCUUGUGGAAAUCAGUUGUUUGCUCAAGGUAUGGGCGUUCAGGAGGGGAUUGGGCACCAACUUUGUCCAACACAGAUGGGGCGUCUACUGUAUGGAAGGAUAUUGUGCAGCUCAAUUUAAAUAACCAGUCUUUGGGUGAGUUUUAUUCCCAGAACUUCAAGCUAUCAGUGGGAAACGGGAGAAGGAUCCAGUUUUGGUCGGAUGCUUGGCUCAAUGGUAGAAGUCUGAAUGAGGAGUAUCCUAGACUGUUCAGUCUAUCCACUGAGAAGGAUGGAACAUUACAGCAAAUUAGUGCCAAGAAGAAACUUGGGGUAUGGCAGCUCCAGUUCAGAAGGAGGUUGUUGGCAUGGGAGGAAGAGGAGCUGCAGAGGCUGACUGCAUUCCUGGACUCAUCUCCUGAUCUUAGAAUUGAAUCUGAAGACUCUUGCUCUUGGCUAGCAUCAACAUCUGGUAAGUUCUCAACAUCAUCGGUGUGGAGUUGGUGGGGUGCAACUAAAGGCCCUGAAUUGAGAGUGCCAGCUGGGGUGUGGGUAAGCCUGGCACCUCUCAAGAUGCAGUUCCUUUGCUGGCUUGCUUGGAGAGGCCGCAUUAAGACUUCUCUCUUCCUUCAGAGGAUUGGGGUUCUCCCUCCCAAUGUAGAGACCCAGUGUGUUUUUUGUCAAUCUGUUGUGGAGUCGUUGGAGCAUGUGCUGCUGUUGUGCCCACAGGUUUGGAAGUGCUGGGCAGCCAUGGCUAGUUGGUGGGAUCAGCAUUGGGUCAUCCCGGGUUCUGUUGAGGGUUUGCUUCAAUGCUGGUCAUGGAGUAAAGCGAAGUCUUGGGUUCACAAAGCUUGGCAGGCUGUUCCAGCACUACUGAUGUGGUCUGUAUGGAAGUUAAGAAACGAGUGCAGAUUUAAGGGGGUUAAUCCAGAUUUUGCAGGUCUAAGUGAGAGGUUGAAACUGCAGAUCGCUCUAUUCUCAGGCCCAGAAAUUGUUGCGCAGGAAGCUCCAGCAUUGCAGAGUUGCUCUGUUUGGUUUAUGCUUGUUAGGCCUUCAGCAGGUGUUGAUGUUUGGAUUGAUGUUAGGAUUGUUGCUGUGCUAAUUCUCAGGCCCUCAGCUGCAAUUUCGCCUUGCUGCUACGAUAUGAUUCUUUAUGACUCUGACUCUGACGAUGAGUUGGAGACAAUUGGGAUAGCUGUUAUGGAAGGGCAACGACUAGCAACCAAUAGUUUAUCAAGAUCACGGCAUAAUUCUAAUCAACGCCGCAAAUUCAUUUGGUGCAAUUCUUUGCAAGGUCACCAAAGACUCUUUCUAGAUUAUUUUGCUGAUCCACCAGUAUAUCUUUUCAAUGUAUUUUGGAGGAGGUUUCGAAUGAAACGUUCUCUUUUUCUCCGUAUUCAGUCUGCGGUAGAAGCUCAUGAAUCACAUUUUGUCCAGAAAGAACUAGUGCUGGAGUGCUCAGUUUAUCUUCCCUUCAGAAGAUGA